Messenger RNA from Amphimedon queenslandica, 659 nucleotides. RefSeq lists its product as uncharacterized. The record is from RefSeq and is a predicted model, not a curated record. The annotation marks the transcript as partial. Lineage: Eukaryota; Metazoa; Porifera; Demospongiae; Haplosclerida; Niphatidae. The transcript is spliced from 3 exons.
UGCUAUAUGGUAUACGAAAAUUACCAUCACUUGAAAUAUACAAGAUUUACAGUAUACUUCAAUUUAUUCUCUUGCUCUCCCUCUCUCUCUUUUCAGAGUUUAAAUCUGCCCAGUUUCCAAUCAUCAGUACUUUAUCAAAGCAGUUAUUAAACCACUCCUUUUACUUGCUACCAAAGUGUGAUUCCACUCAUUCCCUUCCAUUGCUACGUCUGAUAUUGAGUUUGUGUGUUCCUGGAGGCAAUGAUGGAGUCUUGUGUGUUGAUGAUGUUAUUUUAUUAAAGAAUAUCAUAUGUGACUGCCAUGAUUACUUGAAGAAAUUGAUAAUUAGUAAAGGUGAAACUCCUGUUGCUGUAUCAGAAGUUAAAGAGGAGACCCCACCCACUGAUAGGGGGAGUGGUCAUCUUGAUAUCCAGAGGUUACUCUCUCAGUUGAAAUCAGGUCACAGGAAGCCUCCCCUUCCUCUUCAUUUUGAUGGACCCAAACCAACUGCCUCACCAAGAGAAGAGUUUCAGUCAGGUUGUGUCCAGCACAUGAAGGAGUUAAGAGGAGGGACCAGUUUAAUUGAUUAUUGUUUGAAUAUGUCUACCUUACUUGAACUGAGAGAGAAGAGAAGAGAAUAUUUAAUGGGAGGCAGCAAAACAGAGCAACAAGAAAGGUAG